Molecule: messenger RNA, 2226 nt
Organism: Colletotrichum lupini
Lineage: Eukaryota; Fungi; Ascomycota; Sordariomycetes; Glomerellales; Glomerellaceae
Product: NUDIX domain-containing protein
Exons: 6
Coding region: 1-2226 (741 amino acids)
Biological process (GO): NAD+ catabolic process; NADP+ catabolic process
Cellular component (GO): cytosol
Molecular function (GO): GTP binding; GTPase activity; NADH pyrophosphatase activity
Source: RefSeq, a predicted model, not a curated record
AUGGGUUCUCAAACUUGGAACCUCCCCGCACCAGUCGACGACCCGGACUCUAUGCUGUCCCGCAAGUUCGGGCGGGAGACCGUCAACUACUUCGCCGGCAGCGUCCUCAACCGCGUCGGCUGGCUGCGUACCGACCACACCUUUAUCCGGUCCGCCUUCCAGUCAAAGGACACCAAAUUCAUGCUCCUCAAGGACCUCAGCCCCCUCACCAGCGCCCCGACGAGAGUGCAGUUUGUCUCGUACGAUGACGUCAAGCCCCUCACCACCGAGGACCCGUUCGGGCCGUCCGAGGAGGAUCUGAUCAAGAACUUUGACUCGACGGUCACGAAGCCGCUCAUCAUUUUCCUGGGUCUCGAGGAGAGCGCAAAGGUGCCGUUUGAGUACAAGGGGCUCAAGGGACGACCGUGGUUCGCUGUGGAUGUGACGCCCAAGGGCUCCUACGCCGAUGCCGCCAACCAGCUUAUCGAGGCUCAGUCGAGCAAGGGGUAUAAGUUCCUCGAGGGAAUGAGGCCGAUGACGCUUGAGCCGGAUCACGCUGGCAUCUACGCCCAGGCCCGUUCCAUCGCAGACUGGAACACACGCAACAAGUUCUGCGCCGGGUGCGGACAGCCGUCCCUGUCGGGCAACACGGGCUACAAGCGCCUGUGUCCCACAACCGACCUCGCCGGCUCCGACACGCCCCGCGAGCGGGCCGAGUGCGCCACCCGCAAGGGCGUCUCCAACAUCAGCUUCCCGCGUACGGACCCGACCAUGAUCGCCGCCGUCGUGUCCUCGGACGGCACCAAGGUGCUCCUGGGCCGAAACAAGCGCUAUCCGCCCAACUGGUACAGCACGCUGGCCGGCUUCAUCGAGCCGGGCGAGUCCAUUGAGGAGUCUGUCCGACGCGAGGUACUCGAGGAGGCCGGCGUGCGCGUGGGCCGGGUGGUGAUUCAUUCGAGCCAGCCGUGGCCGUACCCGGCGAGCUUGAUGAUUGGGGCCAUCGCGCAGGCGCUGCCCGACGGGGAGACGAUCGAUCUCGGCAACGACCCCGAGCUGGAGGACGCGCAGUGGUUCCCGCUCGAGACGGUGCGGGACGCGCUCAAGUUUGGGGUUAGCGGGCUCGGUGAGCCUGCGCCGGAGGGGUACAAGGAGGGCGGGCUGAGAUUGCCUCCUCCGGCGGCUAUUGCUAACCGGUUGAUGACUGCUGUUGUUGAGGGUUAUGCGACUGCCGCGCCAAAGAUACUUGUCCCCAUGUUUGCGUCCCUUCUGGCCUUCUGGGAUUUCCAAGUCGAGAGAGUUGAUUAUGAGCUGAGCGUCAGCAGCACUCUGGGGUCGAUGGAGGAGGCAGUAGAAAGGGAGCCGGGCCUGCCCGCGGACAGCGUGUCAGCGCCCACAGGCUGGAGUACAGGCCAGCACAAGCUCCAACGCAAGUUUGAGCUACAGCUCGCGUGGACAAGCUCCAUCCACUUCCUCCAUCCACAUCCCGCCAAUUGCGCCGCCAUCGAAACCCUCCACCUGUCCCGAGCUCCAAACGAAAUCCCAAAACCUCGCUUGUCCAAAUCGUCGCAAACCAGGUGCCGCUCGCCAGUCGGUCAUUUGCCUGCCAUGUAUCACCUAGCCAAGGGGUUAUACCUCCUAGCUACUAGCAAAGAAGAGUACUCCGUCAUCCUCCUCGGCCUCGACAAUGCCGGCAAGACAACCUUCCACGAGCAAGUCAAGCACUUCUUCCUCGAGUCGCACCCGGACCCGAAACUCAAGACGGUGCCGACGGUGGGCCAAAACGUCUCGACGAUAUCCCUGCCGGACAUGUACCUCAAGAUCUGGGACGUCGGCGGGCAGCACUCGCUGCGCCGCCUGUGGCAGAGCUACUACGCCUCGGCGCACGCCAUCGUCUUCAUCAUCGACUCGACCGACAUUGGCGACGGCAACCUCGAGCACGAUAACGGUUCCGGGCGGCUCGACGAGUGCCGCCUCGUGCUCGAGGACGUGCUGCAGCACUCCGAGACCGAGGGCGUGCCCGUCCUGGUGCUGGCCAACAAGCAGGACCGCGAGGAUUGCGUCGAGGUCGUGAGGAUCAAGGAGGGGCUUGUGAAGAAGGUCUUUGAGGGCGAGAAGGCGAGCAGUAUCCGCGACUCGAGGGUGUUGCCUGUUAGUGCGCUGACGGGCACGGGCGUCAAGGAGGCGGUGGAGUGGGUGCGGUCAAGGGUGAAGUGGAAUAAGGAGUCGAGGCCGCCGGUGAUGCGGUAG